CUGUCGGCCCCGUGUGCCCCUCCGCCGGUAGGCCGCUGGGCCGGCCGGGGGACGUGGGGCAGCCAUUUGGUGGCGGCUCGGAAAUGACGGCGGGAGCCGGGCCCGGGCACAGGUGCGCGGCGCGGCCGGCGGGCGCUGACAGCGGCCUGGCGGAGGGGGGCGAGGCUGCGAGGAGACCCGCCGGGGCUGCUGGGCGCUCUCUGCGCUGGCACCGGCUAAUGUGCGGCCAUGAGGCUCCUGGUUACCUCGCUGACAGCCCUGUCGGGACGCCGCGGCUGCAGGCAGCUGGGUCUGUGGUAUUCUUCAGUACGGAGGAGAACUACACCGGUAUCAUGAGUGUUCCCGCUCCUGUGGAGCGAUGCUUCGGGGUAUGGUGGAGAAAGACCGUGGUGGAAAAUAGGCCAUAGUUCUGCACCCAUCAUGGCACGUCCGGAGUGUCUUAAGUGAAAAAAAUCAAAACAACUGAGCAGGAAAACUGUGCCUUGGUUGUGCUGAUGCUUGAGGUGUGCUUCGGGAUUUUAAGUGUAGAGUCAGCACGAAGCAGAGGAGAAGGCAGCGGUGUGAAUGGAGAGUGAUGAGUGUUCAGUAACAGUCAGGGUUCAAAUUGAUGUGACAUGCACCUUUAAUGAGAAAAAACAAUGGCAAAGUUUAGGCUGAUAACCAGGAAAAUUCUGAUGUAGGACUGUUUCACUUUAUGUGCAAAUGGAGUUUUAUUUGGGUUUAUUGCCAUUCCUGUCUCUACUCAUGUGAUGUUUUCGUCAUGCCAAUUAUAGCCAUAUCAUAACGUUGAAACCAAAAUUAAAACCAGCCCUUGAGAUUACUAGGGUGUAAAUUUAGUUAUGGCAGAAAAGGUCUUCUCGUUUUCAUUGAGAACCAACAAGUACUGUUUUAGGUCUUUUGAAUCAAAAUAUCAAAAUGCAGCUUUUGGUCAAUGUUAAACAUCAGUGGAGACUCUAGAAAUUAAAGCUUGUGUUGCUAGUGUCUUAUUCCAUUAAACACACAAUUAUUAAUUUGUGUAAAUAAUCUCUUUCCUAUGUGCCUGUUUUAAUGAACUUCUUGUUGUUUCUGCGAUGUAAGCAAAGCUUUACACAAGAAAAGGUUUCAUACUGACUCAUGUCCCUGUCUUGUUUGAGGCCAUGGCUUGAGAGAUCUCAAAGCUAACUCUUAGUCUCAAGUGAUGAUCUCUUUUGAUUAAGGCUUUGUUGAUUUACAAUAGAUAGAAUAUUUACAUUACUAGCAGCAUUUGUUCCGUUUGGUCUCCCUUGCAUCUUGUUUGGUAAGAUUUUGUGUAGCUCUUAAUGGGAUGAGUAGCAGUGCUCUCUUCUUACUGACUGACAAAAAAAAGGAAUCAAUAUCUGUGGGCAUAUGAAGCUAUUUUGUACAAAGUUUUCAAAGGCUUUCUGACUGCUGUGGAACCCUCUGUUUCCUUGCCUAUGUCUCUGAAUGGAAUUAAUAUUUCAUUAAGAAUUCUUUUUUAAACCUUAGAAUACACCAUUUCUCUUCUUCAAGUGUAGGAUUUAAACAUGGGGGUCAUGUUUUUUUUUUAAAAUGUGGCAACAUAAGCUAUACAGUCCUAAUUCACUGACAUUAUUAAUGAAGGAUAAGGAAUUCUCCAGUGUGUCUCCUCCUGAGGUAGGUGUGACAAAGUAGAUCUGCUUAGACAGAGAUUCCCUUUCUCUGCAUCCAGUGUGAAAUCGGCAGAUUUUGGUGGCAAAGAAAAUUUUUCAUUUCUUUGCCCUUGGGUUAGUCCUGACAAGUCAAUACUGAUACAGGAGCUGAAGUUGUGUCAGGCUGUGGUAAGGACAAACUCUCCUUUCAGUGACACCUAGGAAGCACAAAAAACCCCACAGUGGCAUUACAUAAGUAUACGGGAAACUUUUGUGAUCCGGUAGCAGGAUUUGUGCUGGCAACACUUGAGCAGGAAAGGGCAGAUCUGAAGCGUUAAGGAGACUCUGGUGUUGAUUUUGGGCGAAGUUACCUCGGGACUGAGGGAACUUGGGAGUCACUGAGCAACUGUGAACUUAAAUUUGAUUAGCCAAUGUACUGCUGUUCAAAAGGAAUUAUUCUUCAUCCACGGUUUGAGGAAGGAGAGGGGAUCUAAGCUUUAAUUUUUUUAAGAGGAUAGCGAGUGAAGCAUCCCCUAGGUUUUUUGGCAAACUGUGAUCUGGAUAGAUGUCUUUACUAUGUCACCAAGAUUUCCCUUAGUGGUAACUUUUCUGGUGUUUAAAUUGGGCUGUACAUGCUCUCAGUAGUGUUAACGCUCAGUGAGAAAAAACUGCAGUGAAAUGCUGUCCUUAGUGGUCAUUAAAAACUCUGUUUUAUAUAUAGAAUUUACAUAUGAUAUAAAAAGAUCUACACGUGACAGAUAUUACUGAACGUAGAAGUAACAAGUCGGCUCUGAAAAGAGGAUUUAUUUUCAUUCCAAGCCGUCAUAGCUGAAGGAUGCAAAGCUAUUAUGGGCAUGGCCCUCUUCUAAGCCUUUAAUGAAGCUAGUUUUUUAGAUCUGGAGAUGGCGAUGAUUGAAGAGAAAUGAAUAAAAGAUUCCACCCCUUUCAGAGAAUUAUGCUGAGAAUUCGAUUACAGGGACACUAAUUUUUUGACCCGGUCGAGAUGCUUUCAGACCUACGAGACUUAAGAAGGAAGACUUGAAAAAGCCAGUUCCUUGUAGUGCAAACAAACUAUCUGCAGAAAUGGAAAAUUAUGAUGGAGAUCACUUGAAAAAGGGAGAAGAAAACACCACGAUCUCUGCAGUCAACACUGAGCGCAACUCAAUAUCAAGAACUCCUUAAUUUGAUGAUUAAAGAAAUCAAUGUAUUUCUAAGAUUUUUGGCUUAAAUCCACAGGGAGACUGUAAAUAGACUGAAUUUGUGCAAAUGCCAUAUAAUUGCAGAAGUUCUUCAAGAUUUCCCUUUAUCUGUAGAGGACUUUCUUUUGUUCAGCACUGACAGAAUUAUUCCGUGUCUCAUUCUCAUACAAGCUCUGCUUAUGAGACUUCCUUUUGCCCAUGUCCCACGAGGGGCCUGAGCAGAGCAGUCCAAGUGUGGAGCUGCAAGACAAGACGCUUGUGUUUGGAAACAUGGCUGUUGAUGAUACUGCCGCUUCUCUUUUUUUCCCUAGGUAUUUGCCUAGGCUAUGGGGGAACUGAGUUCAAGCCUUCAACUCUUCCUUUGAAAAGGAAUGAAACUUGCAUAUCUCACAUUUUGGUAAAAGCACUGACGCUGGGCACUGUGCAGCUUUGAAGGGAAUCACUCCCUGCCUCAUGUUGAACCUGUUUCCCUUUGAAGAGAAGAAAGUUUUCUUAGGCUGAGAUCCAUGCCACCUAGGAACUGGGCUGCCAAAACAUAGUACAGUGAAAUAAUGGUCUACUAGCCUGCUAAACAAGUGUCCAGCUUCCACAAUGCCUGUGCAGGCAGCUCAGUGGACAGAAUUUCUGUCCUGCCCAAUCUGCUACAACGAGUUUGAUGAGAAUGUGCACAAACCCAUCAGCUUAGGUUGCUCUCACACCGUCUGUAAGACCUGCCUGAACAAGCUUCAUCGCAAGGCAUGUCCUUUCGACCAGACUGCCAUCAAUACAGACAUCGAUGUGCUUCCUGUAAACUUUGCACUCCUCCAGUUAGUUGGAGCCCAGGUACCUGAUCAUCAGACAGUGAAGUUGAGUAAUGUGGGAGAGAACAAACAUUAUGAAGUAGCAAAGAAAUGUGUUGAGGAUUUGGCACUCUACUUAAAGCCAUUAAGUGGAGGAAAAGGUGUUGCAAGCUUGAAUCAGAGUGCACUGAGCCGACCGAUGCAAAGAAAGCUUGUGACACUGGUGAAUUGUCAGCUGGUGGAGGAGGAGGGUCGGGUUAGAGCCAUGAGAGCAGCUCGAUCACUGGGAGAGAGAACCGUCACAGAAUUGAUCUUGCAGCACCAAAAUCCUCAGCAGCUUUCUGCCAAUCUCUGGGCUGCUGUCAGGGCACGAGGAUGCCAGUUUCUAGGACCAGCUAUGCAAGAGGAGGCACUGAAACUUGUAUUACUGGCACUGGAAGAUGGCUCUGCACUCUCAAGAAAAGUUCUGGUACUUUUUGUUGUGCAAAGGCUAGAACCAAGAUUUCCUCAGGCCUCUAAAACAAGCAUUGGUCACGUUGUGCAGCUACUGUAUAGAGCAUCAUGCUUUAAGGUCACUAAAAGGGAUGAAGAUUCUUCUCUGAUGCAACUGAAAGAAGAAUUUCGGAGUUACGAGGCUUUGCGGAGAGAACACGAUGCCCAAAUUGUUCACAUUGCCAUGGAAGCAGGACUUCGAAUAUCACCAGAGCAAUGGUCUUCCCUUCUUUAUGGUGACUUGGCACAUAAAUCCCACAUGCAAUCCAUUAUUGACAAGCUCCAGUCUCCAGAGUCUUUUGCAAAGAGUGUACAAGAACUGACAAUUGUCUUGCAGCGCACAGGGGAUCCUGCAAACUUAAACAGGCUGAGGCCUCAUUUAGAGCUCCUGGCAAACAUAGAUCCAAAUCCAGAUGCAGCAUCUCCGACAUGGGAGCAGCUGGAAAAUGCAAUGGUUGCUGUGAAGACCGUGGUGCAUGGGCUGGUGGAUUUCAUUCAGAAUUACAGUAGAAAAGGCCAUGAGGCUCCCCAGCCACAACCAAAUAGCAAAUACAAAACAAGCAUGUGCAGAGACCUUCGGCAGCAAGGGGGGUGUCCAAGAGGAACAAACUGUACAUUUGCUCAUUCUCAGGAGGAGCUUGAAAAAUACCGCUUGAGGAACAAAAAAAUCAGCGCAACAGUGAGAACAUUCCCACUUCUAAAUAAAGUUGGCGUAAAUAGCACCGUCUCAACCACAACAGGAAAUGUCAUUUCUGUCAUAGCAAGUCCUGAAGCAACAGGAAAGAUGGUGCCAAGUACUAACGGAAUAGCGAAUCUAGAGAGCGGUGUUCCCCAGCUGAUCCCUCGCUGUGCAGACACCUCCUUGAGAGCUUUGGAGAACACCAAGAAGGGAGGGAAGGCUGGAGCCAAUGGCCAGAAUGUUUCUGGUUCCCCUACAGAAUCACUACCUGAAAAUAAAAUUGGUUCUCCACCCAAGACUCCUGUAAGCCAGGCAGCAGCUACCUCAGCUGGUCCUCCUAACAUUGGAACAGAAGUGAAUUCUGUGCCUCCAAAAUCCAGCCCGUUUGUUCCCAGAGUACCUGUCUACCCUCCACAUUCUGAUAAUGUUCAGUAUUUCCAAGACCCCAGGACUCAGCUGCCAUAUGAAGUUCCCCAGUACCCACAGACAGGAUAUUAUCCACCACCUCCAACAGUACCAGCUGGUGUGGCUCCCUGUGUUCCUCGCUUUGUGAGGUCCAAUAACGUUCCAGAAUCCUCCCUCCCACCUGCUUCCGUGCCAUAUGCCGAUCAUUACAGUACAUUUCCCCCUCGAGAUCGACUGAAUUCUCCUUACCAACCUCCUCCUCCGCAGCCGUAUGGACCAGUUCCUCCUGUCCCUUCUGGAAUGUAUGCUCCAGUUUAUGACAGCAGGCGCAUCUGGCGCCCACAGAUGUACCCACGAGAUGAUAUUAUUAGGAGCAAUUCUUUACCUCCCAUGGAUGUGAUGCAUUCGUCUGUCUAUCAAACAUCGUUACGUGAGAGAUACAACUCUUUGGAUGGGUAUUACUCUGUGGCAUGUCAACCUCCAAACGAGCAGAGGACUGUGCCUUUACCAAGGGAGCCUUGUGGACACUUGAAGACUGGUUAUGAUGAGCAGUUGCGACGGAAGCCGGAGCAAUGGGCGCAGUACCACACGCAGAAAACUCCUCUGGUACCAUCAACCCUUCCUAUGGCAACACCAUCUCCAACACCACCUUCUCCUCUCUUCAGUGUAGAUUUCAGCACAGAGUUCUCAGAGAGUGUCAGUGAUUUGAGUGGAACUAAAUUUGAGGAAGACCAUCUCUCUCACUAUUCACCAUGGUCUUGUGGCACUAUUGGCUCUUGUAUAAAUGCUAUCGACUCGGAGCCCAAGGAUGUGAUUGCCAAUUCAAAUGCCGUGUUAAUGGAUCUGGACAGUGGGGAUGUUAAAAGGAGAGUGCACCUAUUUGAAACUCAGAGAAGGGCAAAGGAGGAAGAUCCUAUAAUCCCAUUUAGUGAUGGACCCAUCAUCUCCAAGUGGGGUGCGAUCUCCAGGUCAUCCCGCACGGGUUAUCACACGACAGAUCCUAUUCAGGCCACUGCUUCCCAAGGAAGUGCUACUAAGCCCAUCAGUGUAUCAGAUUAUGUCCCUUAUGUCAACGCUGUUGACUCGAGAUGGACUGCCUAUGGCUCGGAUUCCGCUUCAUCAGCUCGCUAUGCCGAACGGGACAGAUUCAUAGUUACAGAUUUGUCUGGUCACAGAAAGCAUUCCAGCACUGGAGACCUAUUGAGUAUUGAAUUACAGCAGGCCAAAAGUAACUCGCUGUUACUUCAGAGAGAGGCGAAUGCACUAGCCAUGCAACAGAAAUGGAACUCCCUAGAUGAAGGCAGUCGUCUUACCUUAAAUCUUUUAAGCAAGGAAAUUGAUUUGAGGAAUGGUGAGACUGAUUAUACUGAAGACUGUGCAGACACAAAGCCAGAUCGAGACAUUGAACUGGAGCUGUCAGCCCUUGAUACAGACGAACCUGAUGGGCAAGGUGAACAAAUAGAAGAGAUUCUGGACAUACAGCUAGGUAUUAGUUCUCAAGAGGAUCAGCUGCUCAAUGGAACAACAGUAGAGAAUGGGCACCCACUAAAGCAGCAUCAGAAAGAAUCUAUGGAACAGAAGAGACAAAGUUUAGGUGAAGACCUUGUGAUUCUGGAGGAGCAGAAAACAAUCCUGCCCGUAACUUCUUGCUUCAGUCAGCCGAUCACAACAUCUGUUAGCAAUGCAAGCUGCCUGCCCAUCAGCACAUCAGUCAGUGUUGGCAGCCUCAUUUUGAAAACUGCUCACAUUAUGUCUGAGGAUAAAAAUGACUUUUUAAAGCCUGUUGCAAAUGGCAGGAUGGUUAACAGCUGAAAGGCAUUCAUCUUUCCAGCUUGUGACCACACCAUGGAAGCAUUUACACUAGCUUUUUAUAUAUAUAAUAUAUAUUAUAUAAUGUAUAUUUUUUUUAAAAAAAAUACUAUUGGGGUCAUGCAUUUCCUGUGGACUCUUUGAUACUUCAAGCCCCUCUCGCAUUAGCAUUCUGAAGAAAAAGAAAAACUUACUUUCCUAGGGUAAGGCGUUCACUUUCCACAGAUGAAUGGAAUCUGGACAUUGUUUUACUUAAGCUUAAAGCAGCUUUUUAUGAGUUUGUAGCAAUCCGGUGCGGUAUCUGAGCCAUUCUUGUUUAAAAUGGCUUCUGUAGAAAACUAACAACUCAGUUAUUUAAACUAGCAGGAUCCUACGAUGAUACAUCUAGUGAAAGGAAGACUAACUUAUUUGUCUCUAUUUUGUUUCAUGAGAGAAGAACUCGUGUCUUGUUGCAGCUGCUUUUUCUUUAGUUGUGGAACUUUGCAUGGAGUAUUGUUUUCCGUUUGAAGACUGAGAGGUGGAGAUUUGGACUUGAGACUUUUACAGGGUUAACACACCAUUAGCUUUGCACUGCUACGUUAUUGGCAGGUCUAUGGUGCAGUGCUUUGCUGCAGCUUUUGUUUUCUAUUCACUCCCUCCCUUCCCUGCCCCAGUUUCUGCUUUAGUACUGUAGAUGCACAUACACAGGCUACUUGUCCAGGUGAAGUUAUCAGAAGUAAACCAAGUGCCUAAGUCCUCCAGCUAAUGUACUAAGUAUUGAUUUCCCCAAAUUAUAGGUGAAACAGUUUUCAACCAUUCUGAGAGGUUAUGCACUAAUGCCACAGCGACUUUUGGGGUUUUUUUUUUCUUUAUUAAUAGUUCUCAGCUUAGAGAUUACAGAAUCCAGGUGACUUGGCACAAAAGUAUUGGGUGCUCUUGGCUUUCCUUUGAAAACCCUGUAUGUAGUGUUUGCACUGACUAACAAGGUGGUAUUGCUGUUUUUUGUACUGUUUUGUUUUUAAUUUAAACUAAGUAUUGGGAAUUUAAGGCAGUUGUGUUACCUUUGUUAAAUGUUGUUAAUCAUAACUUUGUAUUCAGGUUUAAUUUUUUGCUUGUUCAGUGGCAACUUAUUUUCAAAGACUUGAAAAUACAAUAACACAGAGUUAUCUGACCUUCAGAGUACUGAAAGUGUAGGAAUUCAGGCCCUGUCAUAAGAUGUGACCGAGAGUCACGUUAGACAUGUCAACUGAAAAUUGGCUUUCUUGAAUACACACCAACUAGAGCCCUGGACAUGCUUUUGUUGAGAAGCUUAAAUCCACUUUUAAUUCUUUUGAAGAGAAGGCAGGACUCUCCCUCCUGAGGAUUAACUAUCUUCUUGUUUGUCCUCUUUACUUUUUUUUUGUUGUGACAAGUUUUACUUUUUUUAUGUUUUUAUUAACUUCUGUGAAGUUGUUUACUCUGAAAAUUGUACUGGAAUAUUUUAAGCCAAGCUGAUCUUUCACCAGGUGUACUGCAUGUAAGGGCUUUUCCUGCUAGCAAAAUGCUUAAAGAGGAUCAUGUUACUGGUCGUCUGAGUUGUUAUUUUACAAAAUCACAGCUAUGUGGUCGGUAAGAUUUUGAUAACUGUUUUGUGCACGCUUCUGGGGGGUGGGGGUUGGCAUUUCCCUGAGGGUUACUGAUUAGACUAAGUAAAUAUCGGUGUUUGAUAUCUCUCCUAACGAACCUGUCCGUGAAAUAAUUAUGUUGUAAAUAUACCUGCAAAUCCAAGGGUUAGUUUUGAUAUUCUGGUGUCAGUAUGGAAGAUCUUACACAUCUAUUUAAUAUUCAAAUGUAAAGGAAUGUAUGUAGGAAAACAGUCAAGUAGUCUUUUCUUAGUUUCCUUUGGCUGUUGCUGUACCUUCCCAUAGCCAGCGCCACCUCAUAGCUAGGCUUAGACCCACGCUUUGUUUCACUCACAACUUGAAGCGAAUGGAUUCGAGAACCAGACCACCUUUGUCACCUUAACUUAUUUCCUAUUGAUGUUAACUUUAACUUAGAAUGUUAGACAUAAAUAUGAUUGUUGUAUAUUUUAUACCAAGACCAUUUCUGUAAAUAUGGAUUUAUAUUACUUUUGAAAUGCUUCUGAGAUACUAUUAUUUGCUGUACGAUGUAACUCCAAAACAGAUAUGCAAACAAGUGUGUCUCUCUCAUGGGUAUUUAAACAGUGAGAUCUUCCAUGUUGAAGGUGAUGUAAUUUUUUUAAAAGAUUUUUAAAUUUUAAAUUGCUAUUUUGUUACAAAAAAAAAUAGAGAAAAUAUAAUGGUUUGAGAAGUCCUUAUUUGCCCUCAGGGAAAGAGCCCUCUGUGCACCAGAACUCCACAGAACAUCUUCAGCAUGAUCUGAGGGUGAAUAUAUACUACAUAAAUUGAUUGUGUAUUUACCUUAACUUUUUAAUUUUAAAAUUGCAAUGUUACAAACUUGGUUGUGCUCUGCUGGAGAGGGGUUGGGAUAAGCUGCUUACACACAUCUGCCUGUUUGUCCAGUGAAAUUACAUAAGCCUGACCUGUUCCUGCCAACCGUAUGGGCGUGUUGAAGAGCAAACGUACGUAGGUACUCGCCUGCAGCAGGAGGUCCCACGGCACAGCAGUGCUCUAGGGUGACCAUACACUUCCUGUGGAAAGCUGGUUCUUAACUGAGGCUAGAUUUUGUUUUAGUUGUUUUGGGUUUUUUUUACUAUCUAGAACGACAGGCAAAAGGAUGAUUUGGGAGUGUUAACAGCGUGCCAGCUUUGUCUUACGGUUUUAACACUGACUGUGUGGGUUUUGCCAUGAAACUGUGCCCUCCAGUGCCCUGAGAAGGAGAAGCUGCAGGUGGGAACCUAGCUCUGUCUUUCUUCUUUGAUGAAGUUGCAGCCCUUGACCCUAUACAAACAAGUAUGUAUUCAUUCAUCUAGUUGUCAGUCAGGUGCCUUUGGGCUAUGGAAGGGCUUAUUUCCUGACACUGAGAUAUAGUGACUUACCUUUGUGUGUUAAUAGCAGUGAUUCCCAUUUGGGUUUUGGCCUAACUUAACCUGUGCUGUCAGAAAAAAAAGGCCCAUAGCAGAUUGGGGAAAGAGAUUGGCUCUUUUGCUUUGCUUGGACAAGCGUUUUGGGUUGGUUUGGUUUGGGUUUUUUUUGGUUUUAGGGUUUUUUUCCCCAUUAGGGGUACAGCAGGGAUUUCACAUGCAAGAGAUACAGGAAUUAUUAGUAUCUAAGUUAACUGUGUUGCCUCACUAUCUGGAUUCAUUCCUUGGUUUGCCUCAUUUCCCACAUAGGUCUUAAUAGAGACUAAUGCUUGUGUUGGGAGAGUGCUUGUGUGCGAGAGUAAUUAUCUGUACAUUCUGAACAUAGAGCAGGGUGAUUGCCCUGCUACUGAUAUUUUGUUCCUGUAAACAGGUGACAAGAAAUGAAUCUUAGUGUUUAUGCAGAUUUUGCAUUGUAGAAUGUAUACUAGACCCUUCAAAGGAAAGGUUAGACUCUUUGCAAAGCAAACUGGCGUUGGUUCUUGGUAGUCUAGUACAGGGACACUAAAGUUUGACAUUUGAUUUAGGGAGGGGGGGAAGAGUUGUACACAGAUGAUUAUAUUAAAUAAUCUGUUAAUUGCUCUUUGUAGAAGUCUAAUUUGGAAGGUUUUAGUGCUCUGAUAACACAAUUGGAAUUCAUCCUGUACUCAAGAGCUGAAUGCUGUUCUUGUCUCAUCGUGUACCAGGCUGGGUGAGGCACCAGAUACUGCACAGUGGUCAGAAACAGCUGAGGAAAGAGUGCUUAAAAUAACUUGAUCUGAACUCAGAAUAGUUCCAAACGUUGGUUUUGUUUGCUUUUUUUAAAGCACAAGCUGUCAAGUUGUACCUGUUGCUGUACAUAAACACUGUAUGCCAGCAGCUCCUUGAUCAUAUUCGUGAACAGACUUCUCAUGAUUAUUAGACUGUUCUUGAAGAAAGAUGUUGAAUUUGAGUGUAACAAAAUGAUAGAUGAUCGGAUUACCUAUAGUAUGUAAAAGUCCAUUCUUUAUGUUGUGGUUUAAUCCUUUUGUUAAGAAACUCCCUCUCACUGAGGGACCUCUUCUGCAAGCAGAACACAAGAAAUGUGCUUUUUCGAAUGACCCAAUUUUCCAGGGUAAGUGAACAGCUGACUUUGGCAGUAGUCAUCACAGUGCAUCUAUUUGCUGGCGGGGAAGCACGACAAGGAAAAACAAAACCAAACCCCAAAGUGUCAGUGGUGAGAUGAAACAAAUCCGAAUAACCAAAGUGACCCAUACCCCAGCGUGAUGCUACACCCCCUCACUUGUGAAGGGUGCUCGUGGAAGUUUUAAUCACUCGAAGUUUUGCUGUAAAAGCUGAAAUAAAACAGAGCCUGGCUGCAUUUAUUACUGCCAAAAGCCAAGGUCGUUUGCACAUAGCCCAUCGAUUUCUCCAGAGUAGAUCUCAGUUAAUCCAAGGCAUGAAAAUGCAUGCAUUUUCUUAGCUGGGCAAACAAGUACAUUAUACGGUAGUUGUGAUACAACACACGUGGCUUUUAUUUGUACUGCACAUACCCACUGUACAGCCACUCAGAAGUAUUGUGGUUAGCUUGCAGCAUCUGCUGUCUGCAUUUAUACUGUUUACUGCGUAUUCUUUUCCCUGGAAGUUUUAAAGGAAAUAUUUUGUUUUCUUGUUGCAUUGGUUACAUUUUUAUCAAUUUGCUUAGCUGGAAAGUUUGGGAAAAGAGGCCUGUUUGUCAAUUGUACAACCGAUUGUGAAGCUCUAGUGUGAAUAUUUUUACGUCUGUAUUAGACAUUUUCUUUGCAAAUCUAUUGUUCGAUUGAAAUGUAAAUGAAAUAACAGAUGGUGUACACCCAUCAUGUAUAAAGCAGGCACCAUCGCUACGAUGGAUUUAAUGCUCAUUUUUAUGGCGCAUUCUCAGCUUCUAUUUAAAACUAUAAUUUAAAAAAGAAAAAAAAUGAAAUGGGGAUAUAUGGGGGAGUAAAUUCUAUUCCGUUUAUUUCGGUUGGAGUUCCCAACGCUCCCGUUUCCCUUUGUGUUAGCGGUCGGGGUCCGGGCGGCGGGCGCUGCCCUCUGUGUUUGCUGUCACACUGAAGUGAAGAGGUUUGAGCUUUGGCUGGUCACGGAGUAGAGCAUUCUGGUUUUCAGUGUUUGAGAGACUUGAUGGAAGAAGUUUGCCGUAUUGACAUGUAUUUGCAUGCACGAAUAAAAAUUAUUUGUCCACCUUA
Molecule: messenger RNA, 12175 nt
Organism: Colius striatus (speckled mousebird)
Lineage: Eukaryota; Metazoa; Chordata; Aves; Coliiformes; Coliidae
Gene: RC3H2
Product: ring finger and CCCH-type domains 2
Exons: 21
Coding region: 3398-6973 (1191 amino acids)
Molecular function (GO): metal ion binding
Source: RefSeq, a predicted model, not a curated record